AUGCUGGGGCUCGGCUCCGCGGUCACAGUGUCACAGCGGGGAUCGCUCCCGCUCUCCCCCGGCUCCGUCGCCUCCCGGGGCGGGUGCGGGACCUGGCAGCGCUUCCCCGGCCACCUGCGGCCGCCGCCGCCCGCCCCGGCCGGCGCGGGGAGCUCCCGGCGCUCUCAUGCAUCUCCUUUAAAGGCCUUCUGCGCUCGGGCUCGGCCCCGGCCGCUGCGAGCGCCGCAGAUGCGGCUGCUCUGCCCCGCGGGAGCCCCGCAGCACCGACAGGGCCGAGCACCAGCAUCUCCCCGCGCCGCUCGGGAGGAGCUCAGGCAGGUAACGGUGUCCCGGGAGCGUUCGGGCCGAGGGAGAGCCCGCCCCGGCUUCUCGGGGGGCUCCUGGUGCUGCACCAGCCGUGAGCUCUCCUGGAGCCCGAUGAAGCCGCUCGGAGGGAGCUCGGCGGGACAGGAGGAGGAGGAGGAGGAGGGACCGGGACCGGCCCCGGGGCGCCGGCGGCGGCAGCGGCACCGGGCGAGCGGCCGGCCCAGCCCCUCGCCGCGCAGGGAGCAGCAGGCAGAGCGCCCCGGGCUCCCCCCGGCUCCGGAUGAAGGCAGGAUGAGCAGUGCCCAGGGACAGCCGGGUGGGGAUUUGGAUUUGGAUUUGGAUUUGGCCAGGAACGAGCAGAGCGUGGAGCAAACCAGCCAGGAGCCGGGCAGGGCCGGGCAGGAGCAGCCUGUGCACCCUGGGCACAGUGACAGCACUAAAGGAGGCGAGGAUGCAGGAGCCCCGGAGGAGCCGCUGCUGAGCCUCCCCAGUGAGCUCUCCGUGCUGGACAGGCUCGGCUUGCACAGGGUGGCUCUGACCGAGCAGGAUCUGGAGGCAGCCUUUGCCCACCUGGCCCUGGCUUUCCGCUGCGACGUGUUCACCCUGCAGCAGCGGGUGCAGGUGGAGAGACGGGCAUGGGACGCAGCGGAGGAAAACAUCCAGGAGGAGCUGGGGCAGUGCCGGGCUGCCCUGGAGAGGCUGGGCCCAUCCUGUGCCAGUGCAGGCUGCAAGGAGACGCUGGAGCAGCUGCAGCACAACCUGGCCGUGCUGGCAGCAGCUGUGGAGAGGGCGACCAGUGCUGCAGAGAAGCUGGGGGCUGUGCACCAGGAGGCCAGGAUGAGCCGGGCAGCAGAGGUGAUGGUGCAGCACGUGGAGAACCUGAAGCGGCACCAGCAGCGGGAGCACGCGGAGCUGGAGGAGAUGAAGCGCCUGAUCCAGCAGAACUCCCGCAACCGGCAGCUGGCAGAGAGCCAGGAUGAUGGGGAGCCACGGCUGAGACCUCACCCCCUGAAGAGGACUUUCCAGCAGGGGUCUGCCCGCCGCAGGGUCAGCAUCGCCGUCAUCCCCAAGCAGCUCCUGCCAGGUGCCAGCCCUGAGAGCCGAGCAGCCCCAGCAGGUGACCUGGAGCCAGAGGGUGCCCAGCGCUGGCCCAGCACCCCCAGGAGUGAGCUGGAGCCACAGGGCCAGCACAGCGCCGUGACUGGGAAGCUGGUGGCAGAGGGCAGAGGAUCCGGCACAGGGAACGAGGAGCCAGAGCAGCUUGGGCUGACGUCCAAGGGCUCUGCAGAGGAGCUGUGGCGUCCAUGGCUCUUCCUCCCACAGCACUACUGGGUUUUCUUCUGGCUGCUUCUGCUGAGCAUCGCCUUCCUCCUCCUCGUCCGUGUGCUGGAGCUGCAGAGGCUGCAGCCUGCAGCAUCACCCAAGGCCUAGCUGGACCAGGGAGGGGGAGCUGAGAGCCAUCUCUGCUCCUUCCCCACGGCCCAAAACACCAAACCCCUAGAAUA
Molecule: messenger RNA, 1811 nt
Organism: Melospiza georgiana
Lineage: Eukaryota; Metazoa; Chordata; Aves; Passeriformes; Passerellidae
Product: inositol 1,4,5-triphosphate receptor associated 1-like
Exons: 15
Coding region: 1-1737 (578 amino acids)
Cellular component (GO): endoplasmic reticulum membrane
Source: RefSeq, a predicted model, not a curated record